GGUUUACCAAAACACCAAUUGGAGUAUGUGUGACUAAAAGUGAAACUGGAUAGAGCCUAUAAAGACAGGGAGGUCUUAUCACAAAGCAGAGCUAAAAGCAGGCUAAGAACCAUCACACACCAGGGGAAGACAGACGGAGGAAAUCCUUACAUAACAGACAGACAAAAACAUCAAAAACAGACUUCACACACUUCUCUUCUCUAGAAGCCAUCCUCACUCACGCACACGUAUCUUCAGACACACAGCGUUAGUCCAGUCCAGACCCCUCAGUACAGCUCAAGUUAUCAGUGACCAGUCAUGAUGUUUACCUUGGGCAUGGCUAAGAUCCUCUUCUGUGUAUUGUUCCUCUACAGCUGCUGCCAAGGUAAGUCCUCUCAGUUACUGGACGGCUUGGUUACUUAAUCAUCAUGAUGGGAUGUAGAUAUGUCUUUAUUAGGGGGUUUAUUACUGUACAACAAGAUACACAGAUACACACGAGGCAUGCACUCACACAGGCAGACAGACAGACAGACAGACAGACAGGCAGGCAGGCAGGCAGGCAGACAGACAGACAGACAGACAGACAGACAGACAGACAGACAGACAGACAGACAGACAGACAGACAGACAUACAGACAUACAGACAGACACACACACAUAUUGUAAAAAAAAAAAUCUAGUAGAUUCAAUUAAUUAUUAUUUAGUAACUGGUUCCAGCCUUUUUUAGUUUACUCAACUUUUCGGUCAAAGUGUUACCUGAACUUAACAUUUUUAGUUGGCCCAAACUUAGCUUCAAAACUUGGUCAACUUAGCCAAAAAGUAGGUUAGGGACAUUCAAAUAGUGCUUUUAACAUACAACGUUUUCAGAUUACAUAUUCGACACACGUUGACUUUGUGCAUGUUCAUUUAUAGUAGUGGUCACCAACCUUUUCUGAGUCAAGAUUACUUUCGCAGUCAAAAAGCAAGCCGAGCUCUACCGCUUUUUUACAUUGACCUAAUAAAAACAGUUCUGUAAGAAUGAGGUUUGUACAGUAUGCCUAACACAUUACCACAGCAUAUUGACCAUAUGCCUGUCCUGCCAAUAUUGUUCUUCUCAGACCAUAUUAUAUUUCAAUACUCAAGCUUUGACAACAAAAUAGAUCUGUUGGUGUAGCACUUGCGAGGCGCAGCUGACAUCACAUAAGCAGUCCAUACAUUGGACUGAUGGUACCUGGUGCUUUCAAUGCCGCAUUCAAAACAACUGGGAACUUGGAAAUCUCCAACUUAUGACUUCAGUGCGUUCAAGACAACUGAGAACUCUGAAAAAAACGAAUUCCUACUGGGAAAAAUGUUUUGAAUGGUCAUCCAACUCGGAAUUCCAAGUCGGGAACGCGGAUAAGUCUGAGAUUUCCGAGUUCCCAGUUAUUUUGAACACCGCAUUAGUGGCAGCGGAGGGAAGGAGAGAGCAGCAGAGGGUCCACGUCCGCCUCUCACGGCCCCUGCUCUCUCCUUCCUUUCCUCUGGUGAGACUGACCAGAGAGAGGGGACACAAUCUUCCACCUGGUGGCGAAACUCGAAUCGCACUGCAUCUGCCUCAUGCACAAAUUCAUGUUGUUCCUAUGACCAGAGAAAGUGAAAGAUUCCUUGAUAUUAAAAUAGACACGACGAGCUGCUAAUAAUAAUAAAAACGCAGGGUAUCGAUACACUACUCAUUCAUUGCUGCUGCAGCGCAACGGGAAGUAGAGAGAAGCACGUUUUAUGUUUUGUAAUAGUGUUGAAUAAAAACAGUGACAGAACUGAAUAAACACUUAGACAUGAACUCACUCAUGAAAACAGCCGCUCUUUGCUGUAUUAUUUGACAGUCUCUCUCUGGUCAUGGUUUAAAAAGUUAUGAAAUCUCACAUAGGCUAGUAUCAAACUUUGCUAUGGCCGGCGUCGUGGAAGCAGUAUGCACGGUUAUAUGAGCUAUCUGAUUGGCCAGUGCAGUAGAUCUCCCGGUCCUCCAGGUAGGCGGAGUUUGUCUUUUCAGACAAAUGAAAUGGUUUAAAAUGGGAACAGUUUGCCUACCUGCGCUGGGCUUCUGAAUCAAGUACACCUACAGCCAACAGUACAACACAAAUAUUUAAAAAAAGGAGCACAAGUCUUUAUUGUUGGAUUUCUACAGAAAUGUUUGGUGAUCGACUAGGAAUGCCUUGUCAAUGAUCACUGAUUUAUACAGUAAUUAUUAUUCAACAUGUUCUGAGAUUUGAAUUCACAACCUCCUGGUUCACAGCAGUCCUAUAUUCCUGCUACGCCACCAUGCCUGUCUCGAUGACUGACUUCACCUGUAUUCCUAAAGUUUGCCCUUCAAAGCAAAUCUAAGCUUAAAAUAAAUACUGUAAAUAAAUUAUUAUUAUUAUUUUAUUCAUCAUAGUGAUUAAGGAGUAACAUUAAAACAGAAAACCCCUAAAAUAAGUAAAUCAGUAAAUGAAAUCCAUUGUCAGUUUAUUUUAUAACUGGCGCAGACAUGGUGGUGUAGCAGGACGAUUGGAAUGCUGCAAACCAAGAGGUUGUGAGUUCAAAUCCCAGGAAACUACAUGUUGAAUAGUAAUUUCUGUAUAAACGAAAGUUUCAGUAGACUAGAAAAGGCUGUGGUUCCAGUUACUAAAUAAUUAAUUGAAUCAACUAGAUGUUUUUUUUUACAGUGCAGGCACACACACACACACACACACACGCGCACACACACACACACACACACACACACACACACACACACACACACACACACACACACACACACACACACACACACACACACACACACACACACACACACACACACACACACACACACACACACACACACACACACACACACACACACAACACAAACACACUAGAAUAUACUUUGUCAUCAGGUGAGCUCCCGGAAUAGUCAACUCAUGUUAUCACCUCUCCCACCAGGAAACUAAAUGUUGGCACUCAGUGAAUAGAAUUCUGUUAACAGAGAAGGAGUGUUUGUGUGUGUGUGCGUGCGUGCAAACAUGCGUGUGUGUGUGCGCGUGUGAUCAAACUAUUACCUAACAGUGCACAGUGCCAUAGAGUUUGACCCUCUAUUGUCUGCAGUGUAGUAAAGUUACAGGGGAAUCCCCAGCCAGAUAAAAGAGACAGCAUGCAUCAUUAACUAUAGUGUCAAAUCAACAUUUCUCUCUCCCCCUCUCUUUAGCUCGCUCUCUCCUCUUAAUCUCUCUCUCUCCCCCUCCACUCUUGUCUUUGUCCACAUCUUUCUCCUCUCUCUCUCCUCUCUCCUCCUUUUCUCUCUCCCUCUCUUUCUCUCUCCCUCUCUUUCUCUCUCCCUCUCUUUCUCUCUCCCUCUCUUUCUCUCUCCCUCUCUUUCUCUCUCCCUCUCUUUUCUCUCUCCCUCUCUUUCUCUCUCCCUCUCCUCCUCUCUCUCUCCUCUGCUUUCUCUCUCCCCUCUCUCUCUCUCCUCUCCCCCUCUCUUUCUCUUCUCCCCUCUCUUUCUCUCUCCCUCAGCGUUCUCUCUCCCGCAUCUUUGUUUCAUGUUUUGCCUCUGCUACAUCCGCAAAAUAGGUGGCGUGUUGGACUGAUAAAACAUUGGACGUGGUCCAUGACCCUGCUUCCCACAACUAAAACUACAUAAAUCCUGAGAAACUCUAAGCCAUGCCUAAACAGAGACUCACGGUGAAGGGAGUAUUACAUUUCAGAUCUUACACAACUUAAAACCGUUAUACCAUAUUUCCAUUUUGAGAAAAAAGGGGACACUCAAUCAAUCCCACAAAGACAAAACAUUGGCAAAUCUCUGUAAUAUGUGAUAUGAUGUAAUAUGGCCUGUUCCCCUCAGGUUCUCUCCUUCCUUUCCCCGUUUCCUGUUUCUUUCUCUUUUUCACACAUCGUUAUUUUCCUCCCCUCUCUUUCUGUCGCUCUCUCGUCUCAUUUUCAACGGUCGCACAAAGUUAAACAAUAGUUAUUUUCUCACUUUUGGGUGAGAAAAGUGUUAAGUGAAGCCAGUUUGGAUUUGGCUUCACACCAAUCACAGCCAAAAGUCAUGUACACAAACAAACAACAAUUUGAAUUGUUGCAUCUCGUUGUGUCAUUGACCUCUGGUGGUUAGCUAGCUAGCUAAAACCGUCCCUUUCCUAAAUUAGCCAUUGAUGGCGAUAGGGGUUUGGCUGUGGUUUUACUUAAUUCUCCAUACUGGCCAAUGAUUAUAACGGCGAUUCUGAUCCAAACAUAAAUGUAUACAUUGUGCCCCUGGUCUAAGUUCAAUAUUUAGCUAGAUGUAGUAGGCUAUAUGUUUUUUUUGGUUAUUGCCAUGCUGGAAUACCCAUCCACGACCCAUUUUCAAUGCCCUGGCUGAGGGAAGGAGGUUCUCACACAAGAUUUGACGGUACAUGGCCCCGUCCAUCGUCCCUUUGAUGCGGUGAAGUUGUCCUGUCCCCUUAGCAUAAAAACACACCCAAAGCAUAAUGUUUCCACCACCAUGUUUGAUGGUGGGGAUGGUGUUCUUGGGGUCAUAGGCAGCAUUCCUCCUCCUCCAAACACGGCGAGUUGAGUUGAUGCCAAAGAGCUCGAUUUUGGUCUCAUCUGACCACAACACUUUCACCCAGUUCUGCUCUGAAUCAUUCAGAUGUUCAUUGGCAAACUUCAGACGGGCCUGUAUAUGUGCUUUCUUGAGCAGGGGGAUCUUGCGGGCGCUGCAGGAUUUCAGUCCUUCACGGCGGAGUGUGUUACCAAUUGUUUUCUUGGUGACUAUGGUCCCAGCUGCCUUGAGAUCAUUGACAAGAUCCUCCCGUGUAGUUCUGGGCUGAUUCCUCACCGUUCUCAUGAUCAUUGCACCUCCACGAGGUGAGAUCUUGCAUGGAGCCCCAGGCCGAGGGAGAUUGACAGUUCUUUUGUGUUUCUUCCAUUUGCGAAUAAUCGCACCAACUGUUGUCACCUUCUCACCAAGCUGCUUGGCGAUGGUCUUGUAGGCCCAUUCCAGCCUUGUGUAGGUCUACAAUCUUGUCCCUGACAUCCUUGGAGAGCUCUUUGGUCUUAGCCAUGGCGGAGAGUUUGGAAUCUGAUUGACUGAUUGCUUCUGUGGACAGGUGUCUUUUAUACAGGUAACAAGUUGAGAUUAGGAGCACUCCCUUUAAGAGUGUGCUCCUAAUCUCAGCUCGUUACCUGUAUAAAAGACACCUGGGAGCCAGAAAUCUUUCUGAUUGAGAGGGGUCAAAUACUUAUUUCCCUAAUUAAAAUGCAAAUCAAUUUAUAACAUUUUUGACAUGCGUUUUUCUGGAUUUUUGUUGUUGUUAUUCUGUCUCUCACUGUUCAAAUAAACCUACCAUUAAAAUUAUAGACUGAUCAUUUCUUUGUCAGUGGGCAAACGUACAAAAUCAGCAGGGGAUCAAAUACUUUUUUCCCUCACUGUAUAUGUAAUAUGGUUUUUUCCCCCGGCGUCCUUAAUGAUUUUACACCACUACUCAGUUUCUUUGUUAACCGCCCAACACAGAAUAGCCGCAUGUGUGCACUCCCUUGGAAAUUGUUUGGGGAAAAUAUCCUUUCUAUUUUAUUCAGCUAUGUUCAAUUGUAUUCUUCUUACUAUAAAAUCAUAUAAAAUAAUGCCACAGAAUUUUAAGCAAAUUUCGUCUGCUAAAUGAACUAGUGUAGCCCACAGCCAUAUGGCAUAGCCAGAUCAGGACCUAACAUCAUUUUACAUUUACAUUUUAGUCAUUUAGCAGACGCUCUUAUCCAGAGCGACUUACAGGAGCAAUUAGGGUUAAGUGCCUUGCUCAAGGGCACAUUUACGUCAUUUAGCAGACGCUCUUAUCCAGAGCGACUCACAAAUUGGUGCAUUCACCCUAUAGCCAGUGGGAUAACCACUUUACAAUUUUUUUUGGGGGGGGGGGGGGGGGGGGGGUGGGGGGGGGGUGGUUAGAAGGAUUACUUUAUCCUAUCCCAGGUGUUCCUUAAGAGGUGGGGUUUCAAAUGACUUCCGGAAGGUGGUGAGUGACUCCGCUGUCCUGGCGUCGUGAGGGAGCUUGUUCCACCAUUGGGUGCCAGAGCAGCGAACAGUUUUGACUGGCUGAGCGGGAACUAUGCUUCCGCAGAGGAAGGGGAGCCAGCAGGCCAGAGGUGGAUGAACGCAAUGCUCUCGUUUGGGUGUAGGGACUGAUCAGAGCCCGAAGGUACAGAGGUGCCGUUCCCCUCACUGCUCCAUAGGCAAGCACCAUGGUCUUGUAACGGAUGCGAGCUUCAACUGGAAGCCAGUGGAGUGUGCGGAGGAGGGGGGUGACGUGAGAGAACUUGGGAAGGUUGAACACCAGACGGGCUGCGGCAUUCUGGAUGAGUUGUAGGGGUUUAAUAGCACAGGCAGGGAGGCCAGCCAACAGUGACAACUCAGAGUACGCUAUUCUGUUCUUCUGAAAUAGACUACAUUUUCUUCAUAUCGUGUUUCUUUAGUCCUGUCUAAAAUAAAUAAUGGAUGUAUUGUGAAUGUGUAGGCUAUAUUACAUUGAUUUACUAGACUUUGUCAUCUCCUGUCUUGAUUACUGCAACUCGCUGUUGGCUGGGCUCCCUGCCUGUGCCAUUAAACCCCUACAACUUAUCCAGAACGCUGCAGCCCGUCUGGUGUUCAACCUUCCGAAGUUCUCUCACGUCACCCCGCUCCUCCGCACACUCCACUGGCUUCCAGUUGAAGCUCGCAUCUGCUACAAGACCAUGGUGCUUGCCUACGGAGCUGUGAGGGGAACGGCACCUCCGUACCUUCAGGCUCUGAUCAGUCCCUACACCCAAACGAGGGCAUUGCGUUCAUCCACAUCUGGCCUGCUGGCCCCCCUACCUUUGCGGAAGCACAGUUCCCGCUCAGCCCAGUCAAAACUGUUCGCUGCUCUGGCACCCCAAUGGUGGAACAAGCUCCCUCACGACGCUAGGACAGCGGAGUCACUCACCACCUUCCGGAGACACUUGAAACCCCACCUCUUUAAGGAAUACCUGGGAUAGGAUAAAGUAAUCCUUCUACCAGCCCCUUAACCCCCCCCCCCCCCCCCCCCCCCCCCCCCCACCCACCCAAAAAAAAAAAGACCCACUGGCUAUAAGGUGAAUGGACCAAUUUGUAAGUCGCUCUGGAUAAGAGCGUCUGCUAAAUGACGUAAAUGUAAUAUGUAGACGUUCCAAAGGUCCGCAUAAGUGGCAGGAGAUGCUAAACAUGUUUAUGUUAACUAACGGUCAAUUACCGUGAGACCGGCAGUUAUUUGCACGACAAUCACAGGCUGAUAAAAUGUCGUGACCGCCACAGCCCUAGGUAUGAACACCAAAACAUUCAAUGUUGUGAGAGGAUACCUCCUUCACUGUUUCACCAACCAAAAGGUAUUACGGUUACCAUUUCACACCAGAGCGUUCACCAUACUUGGACCAUCACAGAGAAGUGGUAGAUGUGUGUUGAUAUAAUCUGGUAAGGGGUCAUAUGUUAGGAAUGAUGAUUGAAUAAUGUCCUGGAUGUACAUUUGGCCAGGGCAUCAGGGUUUCAAAGGUGGGUCAAGACACAUCAUGAAAACCUAAUUCUGUUCCUUGGACAGAGCACCAAUGCAUCACACCCAAAAGUGAGAAAAUAACUAUUGUUCAACUGUGCAACUAUUGAAAAUAUGGUUGCAUGAUGAUACAUAAUGGUUCAAUAUUAUCAUUUAUAAAUGGUUAAUAACCGGAGGUAAAUAUUGGCUCACUAAUUGGCAAACACUGACCAGUUAUAAUUUUUUUACAUUUACAUUUCAGUCAUUUAGCAGACGCUCUUAUCCAGAGCGACUUACAGUUAGUGAGUGCAUACAUUAUUUUUUCAUACUGGCCCCCCCGUGGGAAUCGAACCCACAACCCUGGCGUUGCAAACGCCAUGCUCUACCAACUGAGCUACAUCCCUGCCGGCCAUUCCCUCCCCUACCCUGGACAACGCUGGGCAAAUUGUGCGCCGCCCCAUUGGUCUCCCGGUCGCGGCCGGCUACGACAGAGCCUGGAUUCGAACCAGGAUCUCUAGUGGCACAACUAGCGCUGCGAUGCAGUGCCUUAGACCACUGCGCCACUCGGGAGGAUAUUGCACCAAUUUUACCAAUACGAUAUAUAACCAUUUAUUAAUGGUUGAUAAUACAUUUACAAAUGAUUAAAUAAUAGUUAAUAACGCAAUUAUAACCCCUUCAUAAACCUUUUACAAAUGAAACCUUGUUGUAAAGUGUUGCCCAUUAUUUGUUGUUGAGGCAAUUAUCUGCUGACUGUUUAAUUGUUUUAAACUUUUAUUUUGACAGUUCAAUGUUUUUAAAUUCUCUUUCUCUCCUCUCUCAGUGACUCAGGGCCAGAUGGUGAUGGACUGCUGUCUGGUUGUCAGUCAAAAAGAGAUCCCUAGACGCAUUGUCAUGGGUUACCAGUCUCAGGUCAGAGGUCAAGGCUGCUCCAUCAACGCUGUGGUGUAAGUGAACAACUUGUUUUCAUUGGUUUGUAUUUACAAGGACCACCCCCUGUAGAGUUGAGAGGAUUGUAUAGGUUAUAAGAAAUAUGGUGAACUCUCCACAUGCCUUUAUAAGAAAGCAAGGCUGUUAUUAUACUGAACUAAAACAUAAACACAACAUGCAACAAUUUCAAAAGAUUUUACUGAGUUACAGUUCAUAGAAGGAAAUCAGUCAAUUGAAAUAAAUUCAUUAGGCCCUAAUCUAUGCAUUUCACAUGACUGGGGACUGGCAGAAGACGUCUAUAUCAGUCCGCUAAUAUAGGACUAGUAAAGGCCCAGUGAACUACUUUUGGGAAAACAUUUAAAACUUGAGUCUGAUAAUUAUCUGUACAAAACAGUUAAUCUGAUAAUACUUAUGGAAUAAAAAAAUACUUGCUUUCUAGGUUCUUGAAAUACUUUGCAAAUGGAAAUAAUUUUUGUGUGAAAACUGAAAUGGUCUAUUCAUUCCAUUUUAGUAGACACUCUUAUCCAGAGCAACGUACAGUAGUGAGUGGAUACAUUUUCAUACUGGUCCCCCGUAGGAACCGAACCCACAACCGUAGCGUUGCAAGCACCACGCUCACUCUACCAACUGAGCUACAUCGUCACAAACCACCUGAUGUCUCGAUGUACUCAAUUACUGUAUUGUGCAUUGUUUUUCUUCAUGGUGAUGGAAAGUCUACAGGUACAAACCUAGAUGACUAGCCUAUGUACAAUACAGUAAUGUAGAUUUACAUUAAGUGGUUUGUAAGCAGUGGCGGUCGUUGCCGUUUAAGAUGAGGGAGGACCAUUUUUUUCAUGAGCAUGGCCUUAUUUCUAUUACAGCAUAUUGGAUGACUCUCCUUCAUAGUCCAUUCACCCAGUUCAAUGUAACAGUGAUAGGUUUAGGCUACUACAUGAUACUCAAAUUUUCCCUAUACCCAUCAUGAGGUUGCUACAACCUAGCCUACGAAUGAAAGUUGCACACAGGUCGGGAGAAAAAUUUGAGGUGACAGACAGUGACACAUGGACUGACGGUGACAUUCAAUACCGCCUUGCACACUCUUGCCUGCAUCUAGCUGAUAUAGGGUGUAAUCAUUAGUCCAACAGUUGCAAACGGAAGUUUCUAUUGGACAAAUUCAGGUAUGUUUAAACACAGUUCACUUUCAUAGCAGCCACGUUGUAUUCCUUCUCGCAUCUACACGCUCUUCUCCUCUCACCUUUUCCCUUCGCUUGUGGACUUCAAUGCACAACACAUCAGCUGUGUGUGACCAAGAGAAAAAACCUUUCCAAGCCAAACCAUAUUAUAACCGCUGCACACAGCCUACAUCGUUGUCACCAUAUUAGCUAAAGUAACGUCAUAGUCAGCAUAGCUAAUAGAACAAAUUCAUUAGUAAACCCGCUACAAUCAUGCAGUAACGUUACAGUGUGCAGUCAGUAAGCAAUUUGGCACUUACACCGACCGGCUGCGGUGGCAAUAAAUUAGUAAAACCAAAAGUUUCCCUUGACUUGGAAGAGUUCCAUUGUUGUGUUGUAUAGGCAUAGCCAGCUAGCUAACAUAGCAUCCCUCUGUUUGAGCCAGGUGUUUCAGUAGUCUAAACUAGCUAGCUGCAUUUGCUAGCUAAGUAAGUGAAACUGAAAGUUUAAUUUAAAAAAAAGAUAAUCUCUCUCUCUCUCUCUCUCUCUCUCUCUCUCUCUCUCUCUCUCUCUCUCUUGCUUCUCCUUCAUUUUGGAAGAAAUUAAUUUGUUCAAAACUGUUAAACUAUUGUCUUUCUCUCUGUUCGUGUCAACUACUCACCACAUUUUAUGCAGUACAGUGCUAGCUAGCUGUAGCUUAUGAUUUCAGUACUAGAUUAAUUCUUUGUUCCUUUGAUUGGGUGGACAACAUGUCAGUUCAUGCUGCAAGAGCUUUGAUAGGUUGGAAGACAUUCUCCAGAAGUUGCCAUAAUUACUGUGUAAGUCUAUGGAAGGGGGUGAGAACCAUGAGCCUCCCAGGUUUUGUAUUGAAGUCAAUGUACCCAGAGGAGGACGGAAGCUAGGUGUCCUCCGGCUACACCAUGGGGCUACCCUACAGAGUGCUCCUGAGGCUACUGUAGACUUUAAUUGCAAAAUAGUGUGUUUUAAUCAAUUAUUUGGUCAAAUGUGAUUAUAUUUAGUAUAGUUUUAUCUAAAAAGGAUAACGUUUUUAAUGUUUUACAAUUUUUAUUUUUAUGAAAUUCACGGAGGAGGAGCUCAAAUGCAUUAAGAAGAAAGAAAUUCCACAAAUUAACUUUUAACAAGGCACACCUGUUAAUUGAAAUGCAUUCCAGGUGACUACCUUAUGAAGCUGGUUGAGAGAAUGGCCAAGAGUAUGCAAAGCUGUCAUCAAGGCAAAGGGUGGCUACUUUGAAGAAUAUAAAAUAUAAAAUAUAUAUUGAUUUGUUUAAACCUUUUUUGGUUACUACAUGAUUCCAUAUGUGUUAUUUCAUUGUUUUGAUGUCUUCACUAUUAUUAUACAAUAUAGAAAAUAGUAAAAAUAAAGAACAACCCUUGAAUGAGUAGGCGUGUCCAAACCUUUGACUGGUACUGUACAUUUUUCUAAAAAUGACAUACGUUUUAAAUUCUGAUUUUUCAGGGGGUGCUGCAGCACUUUCAGCACCCCUACUUCCCACGGCUAUGCCAGUAGCAGGAGUUUGAUCACAGCAUAUGCCUUACUCUCUGUCCCUCCCUGUAACCUCUCUCCCCAAUCUCAUUCCUUACUCUCUGUCCCUCCCUGUAACCUCUCUCCCCAUCUCAUUCCUUACUCUCUGUCCCUCCCUGUAACCUCUCUCCCCAAUCUCAUUCCUUACUCUCUGUCCCUCCCUGUAACCUCUCUCCCUUCUCAUUCCUUACUCUCUGUCCCUCCCUGUAACCUCUCUCCCAUCUCAUUCCUUACUCUCUGUCCCUCCCUGUAACCUGUCUCCCCAUCUCAUUCCUUACUCUCUGUCCCUCCCUGUAACCUCUCUCCCCAAUCUCAUUCCUUACUCUCUGUCCCUCCCUGUAACCUCUCUCCCCAAUCUCAUUCCUUACUCUCUGUCCCUCCCUGUAACCUCUCUCCCCAUCUCAUUCUUUACUGCAGCUUCACUACCAAGAGGGGACUCAAGCUGUGUGCUCCCACUGAUCCCACGUGGGUUACAGACCUGAUGAAACACAUGGACCGCCUCAUCAAUAAGUGCCAAGAAACGAACUUCAAGGUACCAUCCUUAAUGUACAAGCAAUGUGCAUGUAGAUGACAUAGAUUACAGUAUAUAGUAGAUAUAGUACUGUGUAGAUUACAUGCUGAGUUAGUCCCGAGUUAUGAUUUGGUGGUUAAGCAGGUGGCUUAGUGGUUAAGAGCGUUGUGCCAGUAACCGAAAGGUCGCUGGUUCUAAUCCCCGAGCCAACUAGGUGAAAAAUCUGUGCCCUUGAGCAAGGCACUUAACCCUAAUCGCUCUGGAUAAGAGCGUCUACUAAAAUGUAAAUGUGGUUGGCUUAAUCUGUAGUAGAUAUAGUACUGUGUAGGUUAGUCUGAGUUAUGAUUUGGUGGUUAAGAGCAUUGUGCCAUGUAAAUGUGGUUGGCUUUAAUCUUUCGCAAAUCUUUCACAUGUUUUUAGCUGCAACCAUUGAACCAUUGAACCAAUGAUGUUGAGUGUUGAGUCCCAGAAAAAAAAAACGUAAAAAAAAAAAAAACCUAUGUGAUUCAGCUGUUACUAAACCACUAAAGUCUGGAAUUCAAGAGAAGUUCAGUUCAGUUUCCCUAAACUUACUUUAGCUGCUGACCUGACUCUGUGUGUGUCUGUGUGGUUGCAGGCUAAACACUGUAAGAAGCUGAAGCCUAAGAGUUCCUAAGGUCCCCUGUUGGAACCCCUCACCACCAUCCCCACCCGCCUCUCCCGGUCCAAAGAACAGUGACAGAGCCUGAGAAGA
Messenger RNA from Coregonus sp. 'balchen', 12310 nucleotides. The record is from the annotation of a GenBank genome assembly. NCBI's taxonomy places the organism in Eukaryota, Metazoa, Chordata, Actinopteri, Salmoniformes, Salmonidae.